Messenger RNA from Centrocercus urophasianus (Greater sage-grouse), 3689 nucleotides. It is a transcript of the gene NBN, whose product is annotated as nibrin. The transcript is spliced from 16 exons. Lineage: Eukaryota; Metazoa; Chordata; Aves; Galliformes; Phasianidae. Gene Ontology annotation, molecular function: damaged DNA binding; protein binding. The record is from RefSeq and is a predicted model, not a curated record. Bases 135 to 2396 code for a protein of 753 amino acids. Gene Ontology annotation, biological process: telomere maintenance; double-strand break repair via homologous recombination; mitotic G2 DNA damage checkpoint signaling. Gene Ontology annotation, cellular component: Mre11 complex; nucleus.
GAUAGCCGGGUGGACGGCAAAGAAACACUGGCUCUCGGUUACCGGCCCGGCCGCCGGCAGGGCUGAGAGCACCGGGAACCGCAGCUCCGCGGGGAACCGCAGCUCCUCACCGCGGAGCUCCCGCCGGUCUCAGGAUGUGGAAGCUGGUGCCCGCCGCAGGACCAGGAGAGCCAUUUCGACUUUUAGUUGGUACCGAAUAUGUUGUUGGACGCAAAAAUUGUGCUAUUUUAAUUCAGGAUGAUCAAUCAAUCAGUCGAAGUCAUGCAGUUCUGACAGUAAGUCGUCCUGAAACAACCCAUAGUCAGUCUGUUUCAGUCCCUGUGUUAACAAUCAAAGACACCUCCAAGUAUGGUACUUCUGUUAAUGGGUCAAAAUUGAGUGGCACUUCAAGGACUUUGCAGUCUGGUGACAGAGUAAAUUUUGGAGUCUUUGAGAGCAAAUUUAGAGUGGAAUAUGAAUCUUUAGUUGUCUGCUCCUCAUGUUUAGAUGUUGCUCAGAAAACUGCUUUAAAUGAAGCCAUCCAGCAGCUCGGAGGUCUUGUUGUGAAUGAAUGGACAAAAGAAUGCACUCACCUUAUAAUGGCAUCAGUAAAAGUUACUGUUAAGACAAUAUGUGCUUUGAUUUGUGGACGACCAAUUGUAAAACCAGAGUUUUUUAAUGAAUUAAUGAAAGCUGUUCAGUCCAGGCAACAACUGCCAACUCCUGAAAACUUUUAUCCUUCAGUUGAUGAGCCUUCCAUUGGUAUUGAUAACAUGGAUUUAACUGGACGUCCUGAAAGGAAAAAAAUAUUCAGUGGAAAAACUUUUGUAUUUCUGACUGCCAAGCAGCACAAGAAACUGGGUCCAGCAGUUGUUCUUGGAGGAGGAGAAGCAAAACUGAUGACGGAGGGAAGAAAAGAAACUUCCUUACUGGUUUCUCCCGAAGUUUGUGUUGUUGAUGUUGGGAUGACAAACUCUCAGAUCCUAGGAUCUGAGUCCAUGAGAAACUGGACUGAUUCCAUUCUGACGGUCUUGGAAAGCAACAAUCUCAGGGCUAUUCCUGAAGCAGAAAUUGGAUUGGCAGUUAUCUUCAUGUCUACAGAAAGAUACUGCAACCCUCAGAGGCAGCCUGAUAACAAAGCUGUAACUGCAAAUGCUGCAUCAGGAGCGGGGCCAGCCAUUUCUCAGAGCUUGGCUGUGGAUGAAACAAUAAUGCCAACAGCUGCUGCAGAUAACAGUGCAUUAUAUGUAGCUGAUACAGAAAUUGAAGAGCAGACAUGUAUGGAGAUAGAAAAUAAGACUUCCCAGACAAAGAGGAGGGAAAAAGGGGCUUUCCAGCAAACUUCUGUAAAGGAGAACCCUAGCACAAGUGGCACUGCAAAUACAGGAACAUUGAUAUCUAAAGUGAACAGAACAUCUGGGUUUAGUCAAAAAAAUCAUCCAGCAUCUCCAUCUAAAAUUUUGGAAGGAGAUAAACCUAGAGAGUGCACUCCACGUCAGCAGUCUAAUUCAAUUACAAAUUACUUCCAUGUUGCUAGGAAAAGGGAAAGAGCUGAAGAAGGAGAAGACACAUCUGUACCCAAACUAGCAAAACUGGAGAAAAGGCCGUUGCUUGUUUCCAAGUGCACUGAAUCCUCAGCUUCAUCAACGUGGGACAGUGAAAAAGAACAGCAUCGAAAGGGAAAUAACAUCCAGCUUGGAAGGGAAACUAGUGAAAUAGCAAGUGAUAAAACUGACACUAAAAUUACUUUUAGUGAAAAUCCUGCACCAAAGAAAAGAAAGGAGUUAGGUGAUGUAUCUGAAGAUUUAGAGACACUAGAGAUGGUGUUUGAAAGCAGAGACUUAGACUGGGAAGAGCAAACAGCAAAUGGUGACCAGGAAGCUCAAAGCAAUAAACGAAAGAGGAGAUGUCUGGAAACCAAAGGCAGCAGAACAGAAGAAGGAAAUACAAAGCAGAGAGAGGAGAAUGAAAUGUUGAGAAAAGAUGAAGUUGGAUCAGUUCUGACUCUGGAAGAGAAAAGUGAGAUCGAGGAAGAAUCAUCGGUCUCAGUAAGAAACAAAUUUAUUAACCACAACAAACUUGAAGAUGACUCCAGCCAUCUUCCUAGCAAACUUCUGUUGACUGAGUUUCGAUCACUGGUUGUCAGCUGUCCAAGACCAAACAGCCCGACUAUUAGAAAUACCAAAUGCAGGGGACAGAACAAUUUCAAAACGUUCAGAAAGGUCCCUUAUCCAGGGGCUGGGCAACUUCCAUACAUUAUUGGAGGAUCAGAUUUGGUUGCUCACCAAACCAGAAAGAAUUCAGAACUGGAAGAAUGGUUAAGAGAAGAAUUGGAGGAACAGAAUCGACGUGCCAGAGAAGAAUCGCUUGCUGAUGAUCUCUUUAGGUAUGAUCCUAACGUGAAAAGGAGAAGAUAAAUUGUGACCUGAAUUUACAGCAGUUCUGUAUCAAAACAUGCUUUCUGCUCCACUGAUGUGUUUGCUGGUUACAGCAUGUAAUAUAUACACAUGUAUGACUAUCUGAGCUAUCUGCUACUGUAUGACUUGUUUUUAAAUCUUGCUUUUAAUACAGAAAAAGAGAAUUUUCUUUCAAGGAUUGUACAUUCAAGACCUUAAUGUUUUUGUUUCAGAGUAAUAGGAAAAUAGCUUAGGAAAAUACUGCGUGUAUUUAGGAUUUAAUUUCAGGAAGCUUCUUUCUAAUGUUCACUUGUCAAUACUAUUGGAGGGGGGGGACAAGAGGGAGAAGAAAGGAAGCUAGGAUCAGGCCUUGUUAGUUAAUUAGCUUUUUGUCUAUUAUCACAUUUGCCUUGUGAAAGUUUUUGAAGAGGGCGUAAUCAAGACAAAGAAGUUACACCAAACCUUAAAUAUUUCUUAUUUACUCAGGAACAAAUUGAAUACUAAUCAACUCCAGCUUCUUCCUGUUCUUGAAGUUGGUAACAACAGAUUAUUUAUACAUAAACACCAAUUUUUUGUGAUGACAAAUAUUUAAACAAAUCUUUGUAUUAAAAAAUGAGAGCUCUUGCCUCAUUCUCAGUAUUCAGAUAGUCAGUAUUUGUUUGAACAUCUUACAGCUGGGUUAGAAACAGCCCUGUAAACUCAGGAAAAUUUUGCAACAGCAACAAGCAGUUCAGUUAUGUGUUUUCUUUUCUUUGAGAGGGAAGAGAGGCAAAGAUUGUUUUUUUCUCCACCUAUUCUCUUUCCUUUGCAAAUAGGAAAGAAGUGUGUUUGAAAAUGGCUGCUGUUUCUUCCUCAUACAAAUUGUUCUUAAAAAGUUACACGAUGACAAUCAUUGUACAAGAGUUUAUAUACUUUCCUAUAGUAUCACGUGAAAAUCAUCAUAGAAUCAUCACAGAAUGGCAUGGGUUGAAAAAGACCAGAGUGAUCGAGUUUCAACCCCCCUGCUAUGUACAGAGUGGCCAAAUCAGCCUUAUUAAUUUCUCCAGAGUGUAAAUUUGUAAAUUGUUUUCAUUUGCAGUAGAACUUAAGACAGAUGGGGAGGAAGACGAGAUUUGAUGAUUUUCACAAGUACAAUGAGGAAACUUGUGUUCAUUUUUUUUUCUUAAUUCAAUAGAACAUUGUAGUUAAGGGAAUUGAAUGUAAGUCUUGUGCUAGCUGAUAAAUACAGAGUGCUGUUCCUUUCAAGGGACAUGAUCAGUUCUACUUUCUGAGCUACUCAGAAUUUUUUUUAAAUAAAAUUCAUUUAACAGAAAA